CAGCUGCCCACAGUGCUGAUGGCAGUGGUGGCGCCCUCGCCACGUGACCCAGGCGGGCGGAAGCGGAAGUGUGGGCCUGGAACCCGUCUUAGGCGGUGUCUUCUCAGCGCUGCCCAGCAGCCUCCUGCACCAGCAAUGGACUGCUACACGGCGAACUGGAACCCGCUCGGGGACUCUGCCUUUUACCGGAAAUAUGAGCUAUACAGCAUGGACUGGGACCUGAAGGAGGAACUCAGGGACUGCCUGGUGGCUGCUGCACCCUAUGGGGGCCCCAUUGCACUGCUGAGGAACCCCUGGCGGAAGGAGAAGCCUGCCAGUGUACGGCCAGUGCUUGAGAUCUAUUCUGCUUCUGGCAUGCCUCUGGCCAGUCUGCUGUGGAAGAGUGGCCCCGUGGUGUCCCUGGGCUGGUCAGCUGAAGAGGAGCUGCUCUGCGUGCAGGAAGACGGUGUAGUACUGGUUUAUGGGCUUCAUGGUGACUUCCGGAGACACUUCAGCAUGGGCAAUGAGGUACUCCAGAACCGGGUUCUAGAUGCCCGGAUCUUCCAUACUGAGUUUGGUUCCGGAGUGGCCAUCCUCACGGGGGCCCACCGCUUUACCCUCAGUGCCAAUGUGGGCGACCUCAAACUUCGCCGAAUGCCAGAAGUGCCAGGUUUGCAGAGCGCACCGUCGUGCUGGACCACACUGUGCCAGGACCGAGUGGCACACAUUCUUCUGGCUGUGGGGCCUGAUCUUUACCUCCUGGACCAUGCAGCCUGCUCUGCAGUGACGCCCCCUGGCCUGGCUCCAGGAGUGAGCAGCUUCCUGCAGAUGGCUGUCUCCUUCACCUACCGACACCUGGCACUCUUCACAGACACAGGCUAUAUCUGGAUGGGGACAGCUUCACUCAAGGAGAAGUUGUGUGAGUUCAACUGCAAUAUCCGGGCCCCUCCGAAGCAGAUGGUCUGGUGCAGCCGUCCUCGCAGCAAGGAGAGAGCUGUUGUGGUGGCCUGGGAGAGGCGGCUAAUGGUGGUGGGCGAUGCACCUGAGAGCAUCCAAUUUGUGCUGGAUGAGGACUCCUACUUGGUACCUGAGCUGGACGGAGUCCGCAUCUUCUCCCGCAGCACCCACGAGUUCCUGCACGAGGUUCCAGUGGCCAGUGAAGAGAUCUUCAAAAUUGCCUCGAUGGCCCCUGGAGCACUGCUGUUGGAGGCCCAGAAGGAGUAUGAGAAAGAGAGCCAGAAGGCGGAUGAGUACCUGCGAGAGAUCCAGGAGCUGGGGCAGCUGACCCAGGCCGUACAGCAGUGCAUUGAGGCUGCAGGACACGAGCACCAACCGGACAUGCAAAAGAGUCUGCUCAGGGCGGCCUCCUUUGGAAAGUGUUUCCUGGACAGAUUUCCACCUGACAGCUUCGUGCGCAUGUGUCAAGACCUGCGUGUGCUCAAUGCCGUUCGGGACUAUCACAUCGGGAUCCCUCUCACCUAUAGCCAAUACAAACAGCUCACCAUCCAGGUGCUGCUGGACAGGCUUGUGUUGCGGAGGCUUUACCCCCUGGCCAUCCAGAUAUGUGAGUACCUGCGCCUUCCUGAAGUGCAGGGUGUCAGCAGGAUCCUGGCCCACUGGGCCUGCUACAAGGUGCAACAAAAGGACGUGUCCGAUGAGGAUGUUGCUCGGGCCAUUAACCAGAAGCUGGGGGACACGCCUGGUGUCUCUUACUCCGACAUUGCUGCACGGGCCUAUGGCUGUGGCCGCACAGAACUGGCCAUCAAGCUGUUGGAGUAUGAGCCACGCUCUGGGGAGCAGGUACCCCUUCUUCUAAAGAUGAAAAGGAGCAAACUGGCACUGAGCAAGGCCAUUGAGAGCGGGGACACUGACCUGGUGUUCACAGUGUUGCUGCACCUGAAGAACGAGCUCAACCGAGGAGAUUUUUUCAUGACCCUUCGCAACCAGCCCAUGGCCCUGAGUUUGUACCGGCAGUUUUGUAAACAUCAGGAGCUAGAGACGCUGAAGGACCUUUACAAUCAGGACGACAACCACCAGGAGCUGGGCAGCUUCCACAUCCGAGCCAGCUACGCUGCAGAGGAGGUCUGAG
This is a messenger RNA of Hipposideros armiger (great roundleaf bat), 2068 nucleotides long. It is a transcript of the gene VPS16, whose product is annotated as VPS16 core subunit of CORVET and HOPS complexes. The transcript is spliced from 19 exons. Gene Ontology annotation, cellular component: cytoplasm; lysosomal membrane; HOPS complex. Gene Ontology annotation, biological process: vacuole fusion, non-autophagic; endosomal transport; intracellular protein transport. Gene Ontology annotation, molecular function: actin binding. The record is from RefSeq and is a predicted model, not a curated record. The coding region runs from base 19 to 2067 and encodes 682 amino acids. NCBI's taxonomy places the organism in Eukaryota, Metazoa, Chordata, Mammalia, Chiroptera, Hipposideridae.